Humulus lupulus (European hop) is the source of this 4117-nucleotide messenger RNA. Its product is annotated as putative disease resistance RPP13-like protein 1. The record is from RefSeq and is a predicted model, not a curated record. NCBI's taxonomy places the organism in Eukaryota, Viridiplantae, Streptophyta, Magnoliopsida, Rosales, Cannabaceae. Bases 6 to 2360 code for a protein of 784 amino acids. Gene Ontology annotation, molecular function: ADP binding; protein binding. Gene Ontology annotation, biological process: defense response to other organism. The transcript is spliced from 7 exons.
CUUUGAUGAUGAGGACGAUGCAUGUUCAGCCUUACGAGCUUAAAGAAAUAUCUUACGAAAAUUGUUGGAAGUUGUUUGCAGAACACGUCUUUGGUACUAUAGGCUCCAAUGAGGUACAUCAAGACUUGGAAGAAAUCGGAAAGCAAAUUGUAAAAAAGUGCAAGGGUCUUCCUUUGGCUGUAAAAUCGAUGGCUGGACUUUUACGAUCUAUGUCCACUAGCGAAGAAUGGAGACAUGUACUGCAAAGUGAUGUAUGGGAGUUGCCCAAUUGUCUCAAACUAGGAAUUGUUCCAGCAUUGUGGUUGAGCUAUCGAUUUCUGCCUCCUUAUUUGAAACCAUGUUUUUCUUAUCUCUCGUUAUUUCCCAAGGAUUAUGAAUUUCAGAAAGAUGACAGAGAACAAAUAAUCUUAAUAUGGAUGGCAGAAGGUCUUUUACAACCUCAAAAAGGAAAAAGGAUUGAAGAUGUUGGAGAAGAGUACAUGAGUGCUUUAAUAGCAAGAUCAUUUUUUCAAAGAAACACAUGGGAUAGUUCUCUUUCUAUGCACGAUCUUAUGCAUGAUCUAGCUAUGUAUGUAUCAGGUCAGUGUUGUUCUAUUUAUGAUAGUUGUAAUGACUUCCACAAGCUAAAUGGUAGCAAGACACGCCAUCUAUCAUACAUGAAAGACUUAAAAGAUACAAUAGAAUUUGACAACUUUUCUAGAGUGAAGUAUUUGCACACCUUGUUAGUUUUACCAUUGCGAUAUACAUAUCCAUCGCAGGAGACACAAUUAAAGCUUGAAAUUGUGCUGAAGGAUGGAGGAUGCUUAAGAUCACUUUCUUUGUCAGAAUCAUGUAUCACAGACUUGCCUGAUUCAAUUGGCAAUUUAAAACAUCUCAGGUAUUUGGAUGUGUCUCGCACGAAAGUUAAGGAAUUACCUCAUUCAGUUUGUGGAUUGUACAAUUUGGAAACACUCUUAUUGUCAUAUUGUAUAAAUCUCACGCAAUUGCCUACCAACAUUUCCAAGUUAAUCAACCUGCGUCAUCUUAUGACAAGAGGGACUCCUCUAAAAGAGAUGCCACCGAAGAUUUGUGAUAUGAUAAAUCUUCAGAGGUUAAGUAAUUUUGUUCUGUGUAAAAAUGAUGGGUCCAGGAUCAAAGAGUUGGGCAAGUUGGACAAUCUGCGUGGAAGCUUGGAGAUUUCAGGGCUUGCGCAUGUUAGAGAAGUGAGUGAUGUUUUGGAAGGCAAUUUGAAGAAAAAAAAGUAUCUCAAUGAGCUCAUUCUUGAUUGGAACGGUGAGGCAGAUAGCUCAACAAUGGAAAGAGAAGUUCUUGAUGCACUCCAACCACAUGUAAAUUUAAAGAAACUCAAAAUUUUCGGUUAUAAUGGUACAAACUUGCCAGAAUGGGUAACACAUCCAUCAUAUUGUAACUUGAAAAAAGUUGUUCUACACUGCAGAAAUCUUUGCUUGUCAUUGUUAUCAUUUCGGCGGCUAAGUUCACUGAUAGAUUUUCGUGUUUUUGGUGUUUCCUGUCUUGAUAUGCAUGAUGAAUUUCGUAUUAUUCCUUUGAAUAAGCCCUUUCCAUUCUUAGCAAGAUUACAGCUUCAUCAUACAGAUAUGUUGGAUUGGUCAUUUAUUAAUACAAGUGACCAAAGAUGUGAGAUUUUUCAAUGUUUAAAGCAAUUUGAUUUAAACCGUUGUGGGAAGCUGAGUGUGGCGCUACCUAUGUGUAAUUUUCCAUCUUUAGAAGUUAUCAAUGUUUCAUCUUGCGAUGAAUUGGUUACAAUAUUUCCAACAAGUACUCACAUUGACUCUGCAUAUCCUUCCCUCCAAAAGUUGAACACAAGGAAUUGCUCAAGGUUGGAAACCUUUUCAGAAAUGGGAUUGCACUUUACUUUACAACAAUUACGCAUCGAAUCAUGUGAUAAGUUCAUGGAAAACCGCAUGAAAUGGAAUUUACAAAGACUCCCAUCAUUGAAUUCCUUACAACUCUGGCAAUGUGGAGAAGUGGUGGAUUCAUUUCCAGAGGAAUGGCUGCUCCCACCAUCUUUAAGAAGUCUUGAGAUCUUUGAAUGUAAUAACCUCAAAGCUCUGAACAGCAAAGGCUUCCAACACCUCACCUCCCUUUAUCAUUUAGAUCUUCUUUAUUUGGAAAAGCUAGAGUGCUUACCAGCAGCAGGACUGCCCCAGAGUGUUACUUAUUUGUCCAUAGAAGGAUGCAGUCUGCUAAUUCCCAGGUGCAAGGAAGGAACAGGGGAAGAUUGGCCCAAAGUUCAACACAUUCCUAACAUACUAACCGAAGAAACAGAACGUAAUAAGAGAUGCUUAGGCGGCAGGGUAAUCGUUUACUAUGGUACGAGGAUUGGUGAUUAUGAUGAUUGAGCCUUCUUUAAUUUGAGCAGAGAACCACAUCACAUCGGGACUGGUGUUGCCUUCAUUGGAAUCCUUCUCGACUUUGCUCUUCAGUCUUAUGAUGUCUUUCGCUCUUUGGUCUUUCAAUUUUGCUUUUGGCGAACAACACCAACUCCCAUUGGGGAGUCUCCUAAUGGCUUGUGGAGUUUCCUUUCUUCUUCUCUUUACCAAUUGGGAUUAAUCAACAAGGCGCAACAAACAUGCAAUCCAAGGUUGAAUGACAGUGUUUACAGAGUUCAUCAUUUAAUUAUAUCAGCAUCUCACAAGCUCUCAUGCUCCUGGGUGACUUCAAACUAUCUAGUUGGCACAAUUAUUGGUCCAGUUUCUAAUUUUCCAUGGCAUAUAUGGUGGUUACUUUCAACCAUUGAUCAUGUCAUCAACACAGAACUUGGUAAUGAUGUUUUCUACAAUGCUUCAAUUACAAGUUUGAGUUUUGAAUAAUCUUGACUCGAAAAUUAGUUGGAAGUUUUUUGACAGUUGGAAAAAACAUCAAGACUGCAGCUUGGUUUCAACUCGAAGUCUUACUACUUUGUGCGUGAAAGAAUGUACUGUUAACUCCCAAGUGCAAGGAAGAAACAGGGAAAGAUUGGCAUAUGAUUCAAUUCAACACAUAGCUAAAAUACACUGAAUAAAGUCAUGCCUCUCUUAGACAGCAGGAACACAGCAUUAUUUAUUAUACUGGUGGGGAUCGAGUUAUGAAUUUCAUCGAGUCUCAAUGAUUUCAGCCAAUGAGACAAUGCAGACUCUCAAAUUUGUGGGAUAUAUUUAUAUAUAUAGCCUUGUUUAAUUUGGAAGGCAAGCAAAUUACACAGAAAAGGUUCUAAGAAUAUUCAAGAUGCAUGAUGGUCAUUUUAAGUUCACAGCUGAUCAAUGUCCUGAAACUGAAGCAGAAGUAAAACUGUAAAAGACGAGGAUAAAGUCCCAUAUGCACCGCACUUGGUUGUUUGAUGUAUGUAAAAUGCCUAUGCCCUCAGUUUUCUUGAUGUCUAAUCCUGGGCUCGAGCACUGGCUUGGUGUGAAAUGGUCAAUGAGGUAUCUCAAAGGUACAAGCACACAUGGUAAGGUGUACAAGAAAAAUGCUGGAAAGAUAUGGCUCGAAGGGUUUGUAGAUUCUGAUGUUGCUUCAAAUCAAGAUUCAACAAAGUCCCUCAUUUUCUAUGUUGUUACAAUAGUGGGAGCACAGUAAGUUGGAAGUCUCAUCAGCAACAAAUCAUUGCUUUGUCCACGUCUGAAGCUGAAUUCAUGGCAACUGUAGAAGCUUGUGAGGAAGUAGUGGGAGCAUUGCUUAAACUUGUUGAACAUUGAUACAAGCUUGUUGAAGUUACUUGAGCUAAAUCAUCAUGAGCUUUCCUUAUUACUAGUCAUCCAGAACACAUCCAGCAAGCAGUGUUUUUACCGCUGGCUUUGCCUAUGCACGCUGACUCAGUUCAUCAAGUUAGUUUCAUUAUGAAACUUUCAUAUUAGUAUUGUAUUUCACAUCUGUGUAGAAAGAAGAUCACUUUGAGAGCUUUGAGUGUGGUUGUACAAGGGGUUCUCGGGUUUGGUUCUAAGGGUACAGAAAGAGUGAGUUUGGUGAGAGAGUUUGGUACCAAUAAACCAUUGAAGAUCUUCAACUGUAACAAAGAUUGUAUUGCUGAUUCUCUAUUGUGGAUUGCUCAUGAUAAUGCUCAAACUGGAUGUAGGUCAAAUUGGCCGAACCAGUAUAAACCUUGGCGUCCAUUUCUUUA